Gloeophyllum trabeum ATCC 11539 is the source of this 2490-nucleotide messenger RNA. RefSeq lists its product as uncharacterized. Bases 33 to 2405 code for a protein of 790 amino acids. Gene Ontology annotation, biological process: mRNA splicing, via spliceosome. NCBI's taxonomy places the organism in Eukaryota, Fungi, Basidiomycota, Agaricomycetes, Gloeophyllales, Gloeophyllaceae. Gene Ontology annotation, cellular component: post-mRNA release spliceosomal complex. The transcript is spliced from 9 exons. The record is from RefSeq and is a predicted model, not a curated record.
CUAUCUUCCACACCACUGCUUUCUUGUCGAAUAUGGCUGACGUAGAACGGCUGCACUCAAAGGACAAGCGGCCCCAUGAUAAAGAACACAAGAGCAAGAAAAGGCAUAGAGAUGAAGUCGAGUCCGAGAGGAAGAAGCGGAAACGCAAGGAGAAGGACGCGAAGGUGCAGAUCGUCGACGAGGACCCGGACGACGACGAUAUGUGGAUAGAGAAGAAUAUUGACAUGGACGGGGAGCAGCCUUUAGCUACGGACAUACCAACCGCGGAGAGCCUCAAGCUCACUUCAAGGGCCAUCGAAGAGCCAUCUGACCCGCCGCUUCCGCCUCCACUACGGACAGAGACUGCGCUCAAGCGUGAUGACUGGAUGCUCAUGCCUCCGACCGCUCCCUCCGUCCCCACCGUAACUUCAACUGCUCACACACCCAACGGCGACGAGUCUCUGACGGACGACUACGGCGAGCCUGAGCAGAACCAACGUAGACUCGACGGCGGCGUUGACUUCUUCUCCAGUCUGGGUACUGAGAGGAAGAAGAAACCUGCCCCAGAGAAACCCGAUCCAGAAAAGCCGAAGAUCAGCUACCGCGAACUAAACCCAGACAUCAACCCCAACGCCGACUCCAGCACCUUUGCCGCGACGCCCAAAGCCAUCACCCCCGGCGGGCCCGGCUCGCAGUGGCGCAUGAUGAAGCUCCGGCGCGUGUACGAGACCGCGGAGGAGGAGGGACGCCCCGUCGAGCAGGUCGCGUUGGAGCGCUUCGACUCGCUCGAGGCGUUCGAGCAGGCGAAGGAGGAACGACGCGUCCUCGACGAGCGCGAGGGACGGCGGCAGGGACGCAGGGACAAGGGCAAGGAGAGGCAGGGCGUGGGGGAAAGCGCGCAGCGAUUCAUGUUCACGGAUAUUGCGGGGAGCGGCGCGUCCAGCCGGAGCUCGUCCUUCCGCCGCCCGGGCGGGUUUGACGACAGCAGGCCCGCGACGCCCUCACCCGCCAAUGCGGGGAGCCGGAGUCGUACAGACAGGCUGAGGGACCAAGGCGGGAUGGGCACGCCGCUCGCGCAGUCGCACACGCCCAUCCCGAGCGUGGUGACCCCGCAGGUGGGCGUGCGCACAAGCAAGAGCCGCGCGAUGUCGCCGUCGUCGCUCAACCGCCUACAGGCGAAGGUGUUGCGGGCCAAGCUGAUGGGGGCCCCGGAUGCGGCGGAGCUCGAGAAGCAAUAUGAGGAGGAGCAGAGGAAGGCGCAGGAAGAGGGAGGCGCGGAGGUAAAGGUGUUGCCGACAUUGGAUGCCAGGGGCAGGUUGUACGAUGUUGGAACUGGGUCGAGUGCGGAUGAUAGACCACUGGGUCCGGGUAAUCGUAAGAAAAGGGAGAAGGUGGAGACUCGAGACCCGAAGACAGGAGAGCUUGUCAGGGUCAAUGCGGAUGAUGACAAGCUCACCUUGGGCGAGAUGCUACGACAAGAAAGGUUUGGCGCUGGUCCUGCGGACCAGAAGAACCUGGAUAUGCAGUUUGCGAAUGCUAUCGCGACUGAUGGCGGCUUCCAGGACAAUAUCGACUACUUGGACGAGAACGUAGAGAAGCUGGCCAGGCAGAAGAUGCGGUCGGAUGCCAUGAAGCGGCAGUUCGCAAUUCAUGAUUACAAGCGUACUCAGCAAGCUCUCGCGACGUGUCCGUUCUGUUUCGGCGAGGAUGACUCGCCGCCUAAAGCCCCCGUCAUAGCUAUGGGCACGCGUGUAUACCUGUCUUGCACUCUGAAUGAAGAGUUAGUACCCGGGCACUGUCUCAUCGUUCCUAUACAGCAUCAUCUAGCGAUGCUCGAGGGCGACGACGACGUCUGGGACGAAGUUCGGAACUUCAUGAAAUGUCUCAUGAAAAUGUUCGCCGAGGAGGAUAGAGGUGUCAUAUUCUACGAGACUGUCGUAUCUUUCAAGCAGCAAAGACAUACGUACAUCGAAUGUGUGCCCCUGACAUGGGAUCGGUAUGACGAGAUACCUGGUUAUUUCCGCGAAUCCAUCCUUGCAUCCGAAGUCGAGUGGUCAACUCAUAAGAAACUGAUCGACUUCUCUGCGCGGCCUGGCGGCUUCCGGCGUGCCAUGGUCCCGAACUUACCAUACUUUAUGGUCCAGUUCGACCAUAAAGGCGAGAAAGGAUUCGGGCAUGUUAUUGAGGGCACGUCAGAAGCUACUGAUGCAGGUGAGGAUGACGGGGCCCUUGACGAAGGCGCCAAGGGCGGCGGUGAAUUCCCUAGAUACUUCGCUGCAGAGAUCAUUGGGAACCUGCUGGACUUGGAGCCUCGAAGGUGGAUGAAGCCCCGAAGGAUCGAUUUCAGUCAGAAUAAACGCAGGGUUGCGGAAUUCAGAAAGAAUUACGAUAAAUAUGACUGGACUGGUAUGAUAGGAAAGUCGUAAACGCAUCUGUAUUCUUGUAUGUCUCCACAAUGGAACAUACAUAUUAGCUUCUCUGAAUUGAUUAUUGCACUUGCAUGUGAAUCGG